GCUAAGUCCAAAUCGAAGAAGAUGAACAGUGGAGAAGUUUAGAUCGAAGAAGACGAACAGUGGAGAAGUUCUUAAGAUCACCUUUUGAGCUGUGGUUUUCUCUUAUGCGGCGCUUUAGUUGACUCAGCUCCAUACGUUGGUGAAAACUGAAAAGGUUUCCAAAUCUGUGUGUUCAGAUUUUGGGAUUCUUCGUGGGGGAGAUGGAACAGAGAACUAAUAAAAUGGAGAUGCACUGGAGAGCUCAAUUUUGAACAGUAAAGAAAGGGCAUAUCUUCUAUUUUUUAACGGUUACUCAAAUUUACACUCCGGGUUGGAGUUGCUCUUAGGGAAUCAGAGAGACACCUCGCAAAAAUCAGCCUUCUACCUGCGAUCGACCCGUCGGAAAUCAGCCUCACCUUCGCGGCCAGUUGCCGGUUCUUCUCCCGCCAGCCGCCGCCAGCACUCCAGGGAUAGAGCAAGUAGCUGAUAGUUUACAAGGAGCCAACUGUUGAGAGGACUUGGGAUGGCGGGCGACGAGAGGAAUCUCAUUGAGAUUUUAGAAGAAAACCACCCUAUAGACUUCAACAAAUAUAUCACGUACGUUCAGUCACCAGAAUGUGGAGCGAUAGCCACAUUUGCUGGCACAACUCGCAACAUGUUUGAGGGCAAAGAAGUCAUUGAACUAAGGUACGAGGCAUACACUCCGAUGGCCAUACGUUGCAUUCAAUCCUCAUGCGCGUCUGCUAGGUCGACUUGGAAUCUCCACUCGAUUGCCCUGGCCCACAGACUGGGACCCGUGGCUGUUGGGGAGACGAGUGUGUUUGUGGCAACAUCGGCUGUUCAUAGGGACGAUGCUUUGGAUGCUUGUAAGUUUCUGAUUGAUGAGAUCAAAGCCUCAGUUCCCAUCUGGAAAAAAGAAGUGUAUACUAAUGGAGAGGUUUGGAAAGAAAACAGAGAGUUUCACGAGAGAAAUGCUGAGAAAUUGACACGAAAGGGGCACUGUUGUGGGGCAAAGGUGAGAAUUGAUUGAUGAUCUGUAAUUUCCUUUCUUUUUAUUGCCGGCAUGUGAAAUAAAAAAGAAUACAACUUUUAACACAGUUCAAAUAAAUUGAAGACUAAAAAAAGGGAAUACCAUUUGUAUACACUUCCUUUUGUAUUGGAGAAAGUUUUACAUUUUCCUUUAAAUUUAUCCCAAAAAUAAGUUUUCAGCUUGUGA
Messenger RNA from Cuscuta campestris, 1195 nucleotides. NCBI's taxonomy places the organism in Eukaryota, Viridiplantae, Streptophyta, Magnoliopsida, Solanales, Convolvulaceae. The record is from the annotation of a GenBank genome assembly.